Messenger RNA from Oncorhynchus nerka (sockeye salmon), 2755 nucleotides. RefSeq lists its product as uncharacterized. The coding region runs from base 676 to 1317 and encodes 213 amino acids. The transcript has 10 exons. Lineage: Eukaryota; Metazoa; Chordata; Actinopteri; Salmoniformes; Salmonidae. The record is from RefSeq and is a predicted model, not a curated record.
UGUUGCACAAAAGUAGAAUUAAGACAUCCGGGAUAAAUGACUCAGCUGAGCUCAAUGAAGCCAAAACAUGUGCGUCCAGGCUUAAUUGGUUGCACAAAGACCAAGCCAGGAUGAGCAGACACGGAUUCAUUAAGCCAGGUGAAACCAAUCCUGGAUAGGUGCGCGCUCACGGCUCACUCAAAUAGACCCCGCCACAGAUCACAGAUUAACUGAUUUACCAUGGCAACUAGAGCCGCGUACUUUUCCCCGUCGGAAGCACAAAUCCUCAUGGAGGCAUACGAGGAGGUAAAAGAUAUAAUUAAGAAGAAAGGCAACACCGCCACAGUGAUAAAGCAAAGAGAAAAAGCGUGGCAAAGUAUUGCAGACCGCCUGAAUGCGUAAGUAGUGCACAAUUACACACUCACCGCUCCGCUGAAACAUCACAAUUACAAUUCAAAUAUUUAAUUCACAUCUCCAAAAAUGCAGUUGUACUGUAAUUAUGAAACGGUUAAAUUUUUAAUUGAAAUGCACUGCAGAUAUGAGUGAAAUUGUGUAAAGUAACUCCAUCACACUGUUUAAAGCUAUGAUACAUUCUUUGAUAUUUUUACUGAAAACAAGACAAAAAUACCAAGUAUUUUUUUGCAGUGUGACUCCAUUAAAUGUGUGUGUGUGUGUGUGUGUGUGUGUGGAUUAAACAUGAACGGGCCAAAACGGACAUGGCAGCAGGUCAAAAUCAAAUACAAGAACAUUCUGCAGAAUGCAGUGAAAAAGAAUACCCACAGACAAGGCACGGGUGGUGGGUCACCAAAGGCUGACCUUACCCCAGCAGAGGACAUGGCCUUGGAGCUAAAUAAAGGCAGGCCCGUCUUAGAGGGGAUCCCUGGGGGGAAAGAGACGAGCAUAGGUUCCUCCCAAGAUGCCACCCGCUUCAUUCAAGUGCCUGGCAGCACUGUGUUCCUGUUAGAGCCACCAGCACAAGCACCAGACGAUGCUGAUCCAGGUGAAGGCCCCAGUGCAGCAGCAACAGCACAUGAUGGAGACGAUGAUGAGGAGGAGACCAUCUCUCUGGAUUCCAGAAGGCAUGAGGACCCAGAUGCUAUACAGUGGGAAAACCAGCCUGGCAACAUAAGCUCACAAGCUAUCAGAAAGUUGUAUGGCAACCACCUCCGGCGCCAAAUAGAACUGGCAGACAUAGACAUUCAGUACAAGAAGAAAAAGAUAGAAAAUCUUGCACUGGAGUCCGAAAUAAAAAAGAGGACAAUUAGGAAACUGGACCUUGAAAUAAAAAAACUUGCGAGGGAGCUCCAAGAAGAUGACACAGCUCAAAAUAAAAAUUAGCAAUCAGUACAACCAAGUCAUCGUUAUAAGGCAUCGCCCUCUUUUGCCCACCCCCAGCACCAGGUGUGGCCACUAGCCUAUAUGAAGGCCCAAAAUUGUGUGUUCCUUUCUGCUCUGACAAUGGCAUGCCCAUUCGUGCGAGAUGUGGUGGAUGAAGAAGCACUUGUGCUGAGGAGAGCCUUCAGGCGAGAAAGGGUCUUCAGGGACCGGUUGGACCCACUGGCCUUCCCUGAUGACCAUCUAUAUGAAAGAUACAGGUUUUCUGCAGAUGGCAUCAGGUAUCUAUGCAGACUACUGGGUCCCAGGAUUAAGCACCGCACUGCACGGAGCCAUGCACUGAGUGUGGAGCAAAUGGUUUGUGUGGCCUUGCGCUUUUUGCUAGUGGAGCCUUCCUGUACUCAGUGGGGGAUGCAGAACAGCUGAACAAGGCCACAAUUUGCCGCACAAUAAGGAGUGUGUGUCUGGCUAUCAAAGCAUUAGCAGAUGUCUUCAUCUCCUUCCCUGGCCACAGAAGACUCUGUGACAUCAAAGAGGAGUUCUAUAGGAUUGCAGAUGGUCUGCAAUGCUGACUGUGUGAUCAGCAAUGUUGUGGCAAAAUGGCCUGGCUCAGUCCAUGACUCCAGAAUCUUUCGGGCCUCUGAAAUCUAUCAGUGCCUAUCACAAGGUGAAUUCUCUGGUGUGUUGCUGGGAGACAGGGGUAUGGCUGCCAGCCUUUUCUCCUGACACCUUUCACAGACCCCCAGGAAGCACAGCAGGCCUACAACCAUGCCCAUGCCAGGACCAGGGCCAGAGUUGAAAUGACCUUUGGCCUCCUGAAGGCACGCUUUCACUGCCUUCACAAAUUAAGGGUCAGCCCUGUUAGGGCAUGUGAUAUUACUGUGGCUUGUGCUGUCCUCCACAAUGUGGCCUGCCUGAGGAAGGAGAGGGCCCCAGAGUGCCACCAGCCAUGGACUGGGACAAUCCGGCAAUCUUCCCUGAUGACGACAGUGGUCGGCUGCUGAGGGACCAAUAUGUGUUGAAUUAUUUUAGUUAGUAUGUGUGCUUUCAAUUUUGGUUAAAUAUGUCCUGCGGUGGCAGAGGAAUUUGGGGUUUUUUGGGUUCGUUUUUUUGACGAAUUUGGCCUCUUAUGAUGUUUGUGCGGUAUACUGUGUGUAAUACAAGGCUGCAGGGAGGCUACUGCAUCCAUUCAUUUGUCUGUUCAGUUGAUGUGUAUGGAUUUGUCCUGCAUUUAUUUUAGUGUGCAGACAUGCAGGGUGUGUUAUAUACAGACCUUUGAAUGUGUAUGUAUCAUUUUGUAUAAUAUGCUUGGAUUCUGUGCUUUCCAUCUUGUAGAGUCACUGUGACUUCAGUUUCGAAAGGAGCUGAUGGUUUACCUGCUUUGUUUUGUCCUUAUUCAAUAAAGGAACAUAAUGUUACACAUUGUGUUUUUAUAUUCAUA